Lymnaea stagnalis (great pond snail) is the source of this 26072-nucleotide messenger RNA. The record is from the annotation of a GenBank genome assembly. Lineage: Eukaryota; Metazoa; Mollusca; Gastropoda; Lymnaeidae.
AUAAUAUCCGGGCCUUUGGCGGAAGUGCUCUUGUGAGGUUAAGAGUUCAGUUAUUUUUAUCGGCUCACUGUCGAGAAUCACGGCCCCUGCCAUGAAUACUAUGAAUUUAAAGUGAUUAUAUUGACAUAAUACUGUGAGUUAUAUUUUACAAUACUCAGUAAUAAAUAAUUAUGAAGGUGAAGUGGGUAUAAAUUGAUAAAUACUACGAAAUAACUUUAAAAAAAAUAAAGCCGAGCAAUUAACCAUCUUGAGUAUCCUGACUUUUAUUUUUCUUCAACUAAGACUAAGCUAAGUGAUAAGUGAAGUCUAAGUCUAAGUUACUUAGGCUUGAUUGCGACUAUUAAUUAACUCAAUAACUAAAUUUGGUAUAUACAUUUAAGUUGAGGGUGCUAAAUUUACAUUGGAAUUUACACUUGAGUUAAGGUUCCUGAAUUAGCAUUCAGGUUACAGAGAGUUGUAGAUUUUUUGUAAAUUAGUUUGGACAAUGUACAAUUGACCUUUCGCCCAGGGACCACUGAGUUUCAAACUUUGUUUAUUCUUUGGUAAAUUUUGGGUUAACGGUAUGGGUUUUGCCAAGAGUUUUCUCACCCUAAGCGCAGUGACGUCACUUUGGGGAAUCCCAACACUGGACUUAGACUUAGGGUGAAUAGACCUAUGCAUUGUAGAACCCGAACGAUGUGUGUUAUAACAAUAACAUUCCUAUUCUUUAUUGAGCAUUACGGCAUCAUAAACGAUACGGUCAAUAUGAUAUAUGGAAUUUUCCAUUAAUUUGUAUUAAAAUUGCUUUUUUUUUUUUUAGUUGAAAUCAAAAUACCCGUAUAUUGAAUCUUGGGUAACAAAAGGGAGACUACUGCUUAAAUUGCAUUUGGAAUGAUCUUCUGUGGAGGGCAGACCCCUCCCCAAUUUAACAAAAAAUAAAUUAAGAAAACAAUAACUUGCAUUAUGUGAAUACAAACAUCGAAAUCUUUUUAGUGUGGCGCUAUAUACCGUGGAACACAUCGUCGGCCUUACCGCUAACCCAAAAUCAUCCUAUUCUUUGAUUGUUGCUAGGUUUAAAUUUUAUUUUUUUAAAUGUUAGUACACCUUUGGGACAUUGUAAAUUAAUAUUUCAUUGGUUGGUUAAUUAUGAUAUUCCAAUUUCCCGGGCAUUUUGGAAAAUGGUUAUUAAAUUGUAUAUUGAUUUUUCUGACUACUUUUGGAUUUUAUUUUUGUUGGAACCUGGAAUAAAGUGUGUAUCCCUGUAACUGUAUUUGAUGAAAAACUUAUUGGUUUUUCAUUAUUUUAAAAAUGUUUUUAUUGUUUUUUAAUGUGUGGGAAUGGAGCGACCGCAGGUCAUUGAGACUUUUUGCGCAUAUCUAGAGGGAUACAAUAAAGUUGCUGCUUACGAAAUUAAUGUACUGACUGAAAUUACACCAAGAAAGGGGGCAACCAUUAAAUUUUAGCGUUUUGUUUCUAUUUUUGUCCCUCUCUGUAAGUAGUUGAAACAACAUAGUCUCUACAUUUUCUUUACCCAUUUGAGCUGUGAUAUUGCACUACGUUGUUUUAUUACUGUCGCAAUCUUUGUUGUUAUGACAAAGAUGGUGGCCAUGGGGGAAAAAAGUGGUCCAAAAACAUGGGGCGGAGCGCCAAGCAAGCAAUUAACAAAAGUUUCAUAAAAUUUACAUGUUUUUUUUUGUGCUAAUUUAUAACAUUUAAAAAAGUUUCAUUAAAUUUGCAUGUUUUUUGUGUGCUAUUUUUUUCUUUCUUUUGAAACAGGACCGAAUUCUUAAUUGAAAUACCAUGGUCGAUGUGUUCCACUAUCUGGAACUAAGGGCCCAGGGUCUUACACAUGGACAUCACUUCAGAGAGUGUCGAAAAGUCGUCAGGAACUUGCUGGAAGAUGUUUCUGCAAAGCCAGUUCACAACCUGGUAGAUAUUAUACAAUAAUUAACAACCUACUUCCUUACAUAAAAUUUUGCUUUUUUCGUACAUUGCUUUAAUGGCUUAAUGGAUAUUAAUAACCCAUUUGACUUUAAUAACACAUAUAAAUUUCAUAAUUGUGACACCCAUUUGAACAGGAGAGAACAAAUAAGUUUUGUCACGUUACAAGAAUACAGGAUUUAAAGUUAAAUUAACAUGAAUUAGUCAGACCUGCCAACCCUUCCGAUUUUGUCGGAACUAUUCAGAUUUUAUUACCUCUUUCCGACCUCCCGACAAAUCCCUUAAAAUUAAGAUUUUUCGAACUUUAUAAUUUUUCAACUAUCAAAAAAAAUCUGAAAGCAACCAAAAAAAAAAAAAUCAGGUACAACAGGAAGUGUUGCAUUUGUUUUUAUGAAGUCCAUACAUUUCUGCCGACCGGACAAAUAAGUGAAUAAAUUCUGGAGAUAUUCGUCCGACUAUUACUAUUAUAUAUUCGACCAAGUCACAUGAACCAUUGCUGGUAUAUAUAAUGAGCACUGCCUUGUUUUUAUCAAUGUGAACCGCGAUCUCCAAAUCACUCUACAAUGAUCAAUUGAUCCAAUUGUGAUUCAUCCUUUUAACAAGGCCAAAAAAUAAUUCAGACAUUUUUGUUAGUUUUGUUAAUGCUCUUCUUAAUUAAAUGGUUAAAUCUAUUGAAAGUGAUGAGUACGAUGAUGAUAUUAAUAAACAUAAUUUAACCACCAAUAAAAACAUACAAGUGCAGCUAAAAGUAAUCCAUGUCUUAUUUCUAAUGAGAAUACAUUUUCUAACUGUUGCUUUUAACUACAAUCAGUUGCCAUGCUAACCUUCACGUGUGCAAAUAGCUUGGACAAGUGCAAAAAGGCCACUAGGGAUAUGCUGGAAAACUGAACUCUUAGCAGUCUGUGCACAUAUGAAGAUAAAAUGGAUCUUAUGUUCUGUACUGUAUAUAUCUGUAUAUAAACAUUUCCAUUAAUGUUUUUCUCAUAUUCUGUGGUGUUGUAUGGGCUCUUCAAAGACAAUGGAGGUAACUUUAUAUUUCAUUAUUUACUAAAAAAGGCUUGUGCGUUAGUAAAUAGAUCUUACCCCAACUCCCCCCCACAGGGCGCCUCCCCCUGGGGCCACUGGCCCCAUGGCCCCACUUCCCCCCUGCGUGCACCCCCCUACAGAUUUUUUUCUUGACAGGUUGGCACGUCAGAUUAGUUAGCUUUAUAUAUACAUAUAAACAAUUUUGACAAUAGCUAAAAUCAGGCUUACCACAUGUCGUGGGUUAUCCAGUUUUAAAUCUCUUUUUUUUUCACUCGCACUUUACUAAAAAGUGCUUUGUCUUUCAGACCAUGUUAUUUGUCUCAUGCAAAUUAAUAUAAGAACCUUGUUGGUUACCAGUUAGAAUAUUUCAUGUAGCUAAGCUGAAUGACUCUACAGAUAAGGAAAUUUCGGAAUUGUGUGUGAUUGUAUUUGAAUCAAACAUCAGUUGUCCCGUGACAUGUUUGCGAGCCUAUUGACAUCUCACCCUGUUUUUUUUAUUUUUUACAAUGCUUGGCACCCUGAGGCAGGUCAGCAUUUAAAGACUGUUUGAAAAGGAAGAGUUUUGAUUCUGUUGCUAGACUUUAACAGAAAGCUACCUUUGUAAAAAUUCUUGGUGCUACAUUUGAAAAGAUUCUUUAAUGGCUGAAUCGGGUGCAGUUUUUUUAAUAAACAUUUUCUAUAAUGUGCAACCAAAUGGGGAGUAGUGAAAGGUGCAUGUAUAGAAAUGGUAGCAAUUGCAAAUUUAUCAAAGUUGAAGUCUUCAAAACACUAACAGCUUUAUAAUAUAAUCCUAACCAAGCUUUUUUUAACCUUUUAAAGUUUUUUAUUAUUAUUUAUUUAUUUCAGGCCAAAUAUGCAAUUUAUGUUUUAAAAAAAUGUACAGGCUCUAUACAUGUACUUUUUCAUACUCACAACACAUUAUAGAAUGUGAGACGGUAACACUUUUUUAAACACCUGAAACCGUUUUUUUUUUUUUUUUUUAUCGGGUCCGGGUAAGUGCUGGUUGUCCAAAAACUCAGCAAUUAAAAAUAUUUUAAAAAUUUAAAACGUUGAAGCUGAACUUUUAAAUUUGUAAGCUUGAUCCCCCUUUGAAUAUGAAGCCCUGGCAAAAACUAUGCCUGAAGCAACAGUCAUCUGAUUUAAAAAAAUGUACAGGCUCUAUACAUGUACUUUUUCAUACUCACAACACAUUAUAGAAUGUGAGACGGUAACACUUUUUUAAACACCUGAAACCGUUUUUUUUUUUUUUUUUAUCGGGUCCGGGUAAGUGCUGGUUGUCCAAAAACUCAGCAAUUAGAAAUAUUUUAAAAAUUUAAAACGUUGAAGCUGAACUUUUAAAUAUGUAAGCUUGAUCCCCCUUUGAAUAUGAAGCCCUGGCAAAAAAUAUGCCUGAAGCAACAGUCAUCUGGUGGCUAAAAUAAAUUUUAAGCAUGCUGCUCGGAGUUUUGACAAAGUUAAAAGGGACAUUAAAUCUCUUGGAAAUGUAGUUUAAUGUGAAAACAUUGGGAGUACCAGAGUUUGAUUGAAUCAAAUAAUUGCCAUACUGUCUGUUAUCAACCUUGUUGAAUUUCUGUUAUAAUCACAGUUAGCCUAUUUCGAUGGCAUAGACAAGCAAAGCAUGUUUUUUUUUUACUUUGCAUGUUAUAGAAUUUUAUGAUCAUUUAUUGUUCUCUUCACAGCCCUGUGAGUUUUCUGGUGAGCCAAGGGCCACAUUUCUCAUGGACUUCAGCCCAAACAUGUGAUUAUAAUUUUUUUUUUUUUAGAUCUUGACUAGCUUUAAAAAAUAUGCAAUGCAUACUAUACUUUUCUAAAUAAUCAAUAUAUGUGUUUGUGAGCUUAUUUUUCUAAACGAUUUUGCCAAAAUAUAGAUUAAAUUAAUUUACUUCCAUCUAUAUUUUAAAGGGUACUCAAAAGAAUCAGAAGGCUAAAUUUGUUUGUGCUAUUUUUUAAUCAUGUGCUGCAAUCAUAUCUCUUUCCAUGAACUGGGGUUAUUUUUUUAAAUUCUUUCAGGUUACGUGUGGCAUCAACACAUGGGGACCAUACUGUACGAGUGACAGAUAUACGGACUGGAAAAUGUACCCACAUACUAACUGGGCAUCCCAGAACACCAUGGUGUCUAGCAUUUAAUCCAGCGUCUAAUGAUAUACUUGCCUCUGGCUGUUUGGGUGGAGAAAUUCGUAUAUGGGAUCUACUGGUAUUAAUUUUUCCAGCAGCUCUAUCGAAAUACAUUCAUCUGAUAUUUUUCAUAUUACUUUUUAAAAGUCAAUUAAUUCUUUUGGUAGAUCUACCCUGUUACUUUUAUUCUUGAGUGCUGUUCUCUAAAUCAAUACCAAAAAAUUUUUUAAAAUAAUUUGUUAAUCUGAUGUCAAAUCCAGGGUGGCGGGAGUGAAGUUCUUCUCAACCCUUGUGUGGGCCAAGUCAUCACAUCGCUGGCAUUCCACCCGACGGGUCAAGUCCUUGUGUUUGCGACCAUGAACUAUAUUUACUUUUGGGACUGGAGCCAAGCAACGCCGUUCUCCUUUACUAGGACAACCCAUGAUUAUGAGAGAAUACGGUACAAGCACAUACAACUUUGUUAUUGUAUUUAGUUCUGUUUUAUUCUCUCCAGCAAUGAUUUUUAUAAGUUGAUAGCUAGUUAUUAGGAAGUGUAUUAUUUUAAAGUUGGUAUUAAGUAUUUGUUUAAUGGCCAGUUAUCAUUAGGAAGCGUUUGUUUGAGGGCUAGUUAUUAGGAAGUGUUUGAUCGUAGCUAAUACAUAUCGGCUAUGUGAAUGGGGUUAAAUGCAUAAAGCAGCCAUCCCCCAAUACGGAAGAGUUUAGUUAGUUCAAAAGUUGAUUCGGUUUAGAAAGUUUUAUAUACAUUCUCAUUGUAUAUGCUGUAAAAAACAUGCAAAUGUAUUUCAUUCGUGGCAGGAGCUUGUAUCAUUCUCUCCCUCUUUUAUGCCAUCUCUUAGGUUCUUGUAAGUGGAGCAGUAUGUUAAGUUCUUGUAAUCACCAAUCAAUCACACCUUAGUGUGCAAUGUUAUGUUCCAAACGUUUUGAAAAGAUUAAUUUUUUUCCACCCACUUGUGCUUAUCAUUUCCAGUUGGCUGCGAUUUGAUCCACUUGGCCAGUACCUGUAUACAGGAAUAGCCAACAACACCACAGUUCACAGAGACAGAGAAGGUGUGGCAAGAGUUGUCGCAAUGUAGGUAUCAAUAUUCAAUCUGGCAUAUAUCUUGCCAUGCCCUCGGUGACUCUGCAAGCACAACAUUUUAGGGCAGUGGAUCUCAACCUGUGAGACGCUACCCCUUUGGGGGUCGAACGACCCUUUCACAGGGGUCGCCUAAGACUAUUGCAAAACACAUAUACCCUACAGUUAUGAAAUAGCAACGAAUAUAAUUUAGUGAUUGGGGGGGGGGGGGUCACAUCAACACUAGGAAUUGUAUUAAAGGGUCGCAGCAUUAGGACGGUUGAGAACCAGUGUUUUAAGGGAUCAGAAUUUAAGGAUUUUUUAGAGACUUGGAAAAGUGACCUAUUUAAAGUCAACCAACCUGUUUUUUUAAACAAAGCAAAAGUGUAUUUAUCAUGGUUCUUUCUCUUUCAGUAAUGAUGCGUUAGAUUUGUCAGCAGAGGGUGAUGACAGGAGCACACAGCAGCAUCUCAACCGCCUGCGGUACCAGCGACUGCUGCAGCGAUUUAUGGCCUUCCAGCAAGACCACAACAGGCGUAAGGCUACAUGUCUAGAUUCACAGCAACAAUUUAGUGUAUUGCUAUAAAACUUUUUUGAAUAUUAGAACAUCUUCCUUCAUAUCCGCCUGUUACAUUAUGCUGGGAUCUGAGGUGAGCACAAGCAGGAUAUAUAUCAGUGUGCCAACUACUAGCAAGGCACCAGGAUGGGUGUACCGUUUAUAUUCUUGUUUGCGGCGCCAAAUUUUAUUUAAUUGGAAAUAUUUCAAGGGUAAUUACUCAGUAAUCGUGUCCGGAAAUUUGUUUGAAAGAAAUUUUGUCGACCGAAAAUUGAUUGACGGAAGUUUGAUUGAAUUUUUUUUUCAGUUCACGCGAUCUAAUUUUGCGUCAAAUUUCUUUUUUGAAUGCGUUAUUUUGUUUUACUAUAUAGUGGGUUCAAAAAGAAAUGUGACAAAAAUUUGAUCGCAUGAACUGAACAAAAAAAUUUAAACCUCUGCCGAUCAAUUUUCUUUCAAACAAAUCUCCGGUAACCCUUGUUUUCCAAGGAAAGGUGAAUAAUAAAAUUGUAACUAUAGAUCUUAAAGUUCCUCCAAAUCCAUCGUAUACUUGACAAGAUUCAAUUAUCUGUUACAUUACUAAAAUAAAGGUACCAGAAUUAGAUUGCACCAUUUGCCCAACGUAAUGUUUUUUCUUUACAAAUAAUAAAAGUCUCUUACUUAGAGAAUAGUUGUAAUGAUGGGCUUAUAUCACAUCCCAGCUAACACAGAUUCUGGUGGGGGGGCUUGAGCUUACACCCCUAUGGGAUUAUAUAAACGAUGAUAAAUUUCAAUGAAAAAUUUACCUAAAUCAUUUAGGAAUGUGGGUAAAUUUUUUUAACAGUGGUUUAGUUUCCUUAAUUAAUUUUAGUCUGGUUUUACCAUCCAAUAUUUAUGAAAAUAACAGCUACCUUGCAAUGACAAUAUCCCAGUUACUGAAAUAAUAGUAAUUCUUAUUUUCAUAUCUCCACAUAAUUUUAAAACCUGUAAAUGCUUUAGGAUUGAGCUAUUUCUUCUUUGUUCCAUCAUUGCCGGCUACCCCAACAGCUGCAUAUCCUGGUAUGCCACCAUUAUCUCCUGAAUCACGCUCUCCUGUUCACGAAGAAGGGCUGGACAAUGCUCGUCAGUAUGCUCGCCAUGUGACCAACAUCGCAGCCAGGACAGCAUCCAAUAAUGCAGAAACAGCUUCUUCGAGUUUGCCCAUUCUGUAAGUUUGUAUAUUCCACUCCUCAAUUAACAAGAUGUGAAUGCCCACCAUGAGUACAUUAGUGUUGUACUUGCUGUUUCAAAGGAAUAAAUGGGUUUUUUUUAAAUUUAUUUUCAGUGCAGUACCAGGUAUUCAUAAAAAAAAGAAAAUCCAGUACAAUUUGAAUAAGUAGAAAGCUUAUCAAUCUAUGUUAGUUAUCAUAUAAAUAAGACCAGCGCUAAUAUUCAAACAAUAUCAUAUCAGGAAUUUAUUUAUGUAAAGUAACUUGUAUUACAUUUGACCAUAAGUAUGAUGAAGUCCCCCCACCAUCUGUCUGCAGGGCGCUCCAUCGUCGAAGACAUGCUUCAUCAAGAGCACCGACUACACAGCCAAGCACCUCUCAGGAGGACUUUGUGUCCGUUGGCCAGGAGUCUGGAAGCUCAAACUGGCCCAUGCCUAGAAGAUUAGAAGAUGCACAGGCUCGGAGGAGGUGGGGCAGAUACGAGCCGUUCUUUUUUUCCAGAAACACAAGCAAUAACAACAACAACAAUGGCUUGGGGGAUAGCAACAACAACAGCAAUAACAACAACUAUAACUUUGGUCAUGGCAGCUAUAACAGUUACAGGCCCGAAGUCCCUGUUCGGUCAGCUUCAUCUUUAGACAGGCUCUUCACCUUGACCAGUCGUCCUUGGGAGGAGAAUAGCCGCAGUGCCCGCCCGAGUCUUUUCUCUGCACGGCCAGCAGAAACAUCCGGGUCCUCGGCAGCUUCAUCCUCCCAGCCAUCUUCUCUGUAUCAAGGGACAAGGAAUGAGAACGCUGCAAGUGAAAGUCUGGAUGCCAACGAGUUUGAAAUACUUCCAGUGGACCAAGAGAGGGAGGCUCGUAGAAACAAUGGAAGUAAUGGUUCGUCGUCUUCCGGUGUUCUGAGCAAUGCCGAGGGGAAUAACAAUAAUGUGGCCAGCUGGGAGGAGCUGCGUGCCUUGCUUAACAGAAUAGCUAACCGAUCAAGCGAGGAAUCGUCCGCUUCUAGUGGUGCGGCCACUGUUACGGGUGUCCCCCCGCCAUGGCCACUCCAGUCAUCCAGUGCGGCAUCCACUGCCGAAGGAAGCGAGUCUGGUUCAAGGUUGUCCAUAAGGUUAUCCUCUGAGCCUGCCGCAGCCAGGCCAACAUCAGUUCAUCGGACUCCCGCAAGAGAUUCUGGGACCGCCGACUCGUCUAAUCCCAUCCUGAACCUAGAUGUCUUUCUUGGCAGUGGAAAUCUAGAUACAUUUGAAGUGCCUUCAGCUCGAGUUUCUUCGUCGUCGUUGUUGUCCUCAAGAUUAGCCUCACAACUCCUCCCACCCGGACAAGAACCCCCUGCCGCCCAGCAGGAAUCCAUCAAUUCAUUACUGAGAAAUUCAGAAGGUGCUCCCCUGGCGAUGGGCACUUCUGACAACACUGGCGUCCACAUUCAUUUUGAUAGUGGUGUCAGCCACAGCUGGAGGAGAGGGCUGGGUCUUCGUCAUCAUUCCGUGGAUGAAGAGUCAGAGUUUCGCCUGCACUCCUCACUGCUGGACCGCACAACCCCGAGGCACGUUAUCGAUCAGACCAGCCAGACUCUGGGAGCCAUGAACCUACCAGAAAGCUCUGAUCAGUGCACAGAUGUGUCUGAUUUGGGGGAGCACCAUCAGCGUGCAGAUGUUUCCGGCUUGGGGGAGCACGGUCAAGGAGAUUCUCAUCUCAUGGGGGGUGCUGUGAGGGACACAGCGGGACAUUCUGAGGUCACUAGGAUGUGUGUAAGAAGAAACGUUUAUGAAGGCUUGGAUGAAAAUAUGCAACCCCUUCGUAUAACCAUUCCAAGGGAACCAUUAAGUUGUGAAUUCAGUAACGAGGGCGGAGACUUGGCUUUCAGCGAGGGAGUAAGUAACACUAGAGAUGACCAGAGUCAGUCCUGUAUAAGUGUCGAUAGUAGAAGUACCAAAAUGUCGAUCUUGGCUGCCGGUGUGGAUUGUAAUUUAAGAGACGAUGUCUGCACCUUGCCGCUAAAAAAACGUGGCAGAAAAAUUCAAAGCGCAGACGCUGUGGUGAACAGUCUGGGUUUUUCAACAAGUGAACAUGCUUGCCCUUUGCAUGCAUCAAGACAAACUGGUUCUCUUGUUGGCGGUGGAGGGGAGGGCAGUAGUAGGCAUGCAGGGCCAUCACAGCUGGCCAGCUGCUCAGACAAUGAACAGAUUUGUGCUGAUAGCUCUCAUACUAGAGAAAUACAAGCGGGUGCAUGUACGGAUCAGUCAAACACCCAACUGUCCAAAAAAGUUGGUGAGGGCCAAUCAGGCAUGGUAUGUUCAGAUCCGAAGGACAGAUCUGAAGAUAAUGAACGGCUUGGUGAGAACUGGUGUCCAUCCACUGUUGAAGAUAAUAAACUCGGUACCUCUGUUGUGCCCGAACCCGAGAUGUACUCUCCCGAAAGGCCAACAUCGGAUUGUUCUGAAAAUGAAUCAUCCACUCCUGUGGGCACAAUGGCAGCUGAAUCCCUUUUGGAUGUGUGCGGUCCAUCGACUGCGGCCGUCCGCGUUAUAUCCUCGACAUCAUCUUCAUCAACAUCGUCUCUUUCCUCGUCCCCUUCUCUGUCGUUGUCUUCAGUCAUAUCUUCCUCCUCUCAGGACACCCAAGCUUCUAGUGCCUUACUGGGUACAACCUCUUUGCAUCUCCUGCCUGUCAUCUCAAUGUCAACACAGUCUUCCAGGGCACCCCCAGACUCCCCUGGAGUAAGCAAUAGGCUAGCACCCAGGGAAUAUUCAGCACUUCAUGAACAAAACCGUACAAUCCCUCCCAUCUCAACUAGUGGGGAAACUAGGCAAACACAGAUCUUUUCAAAUGGAAUGACCUCCCCUACUUUAGAUGGUGAACAGUACCCAAACAUAAGGCCCAGUAUGUUCGCCACAACGCCUUGUCCAUGGAACAUCCCAAGGAGCUCGAGUGAUAGCAUUCUCAGGGCCUCGCUUGUGCGUCCAUCAUCCUCUGAUGUCAGAGCAGGGCUGCGGCGAUUCACUGACUCCAGUCAGCCCAGCGCCUUCUCUAUCUUCAGCACGCCGGCGCGGGAGCUGACCAGGAGCCCAUCUGUACUCAGGACCUCAUCGUUGCAGAACCCUGCUUCUGCCAACCCGGCAUCUUCCUCUGGUCUGUACCCACCCGCCACCAGGUCAGCGUCUGACCAGUCCAGUACAAGCUCUCCUCCCGAGGGUGAGGCUUCCUCUCAGAGACAGCUGAAUGCUGUCAGAGAUGUGCAGGAGAGGUUGCAGCAGGCUGUGCAACAGCUGAGGGAGGUGCAUACCAGUGUUAGAGAGUUGUCUUCAACUGCGCCAAAUGAUGAUAUCAAUAUAAUGGGACCUGAUUCAGUCACUCAAUACCUUGAGAGAAGAGUAAGUAAGAUGUGACUCUUGGCAAAAGAAAAUAAGUAGCCCUUCACUAAAUUAGUCUGUCCAAAGUAAAUAGACUUUGAUCCAAGAAAGUACCCUCUGAGCCACCCAUAAAGUACAUGUGCACUGGGGGGGAAAGGGGUUGUCAAUUUUGGAGAUUGUACAGGGGGAGGGGUGUCUUGCCAGAAAUUAUACACAUUUAUUUACAGACUUCUUUGACAGAGCCCAUGACCUUGCCAAAGGGCUAUGUGACAUCCCAGGGUGAAGUUGCGCAUGUUAAGAAAAGCACUGGGCUCACCAAAUAGCAUUGAAAACCCAUGAUACAUUUUAUUUACUAUGAUUUAAUGGUUUUUAAAUAAAUUUAUUUGGUUUUUUUUUGGAUAGGAUGGGGGUCGAAAGCUCGUUGUACAUACCUAUGUGGGUGUCUAAAAAUGUGCAAUUGAAAUAUGGGGGGUGGGGAGGGGGGGUAAAUUUUGUAAUUUAUGUUUGGGCUAUUUUUAACCAUAGUAUGUAAUUUGUUGGUGUAUGUAUUUACCAUUUGACUUAAAUCUUCUGUCUUUGUUGCUAUGAUAGCUUUAUGUGGCCCGAGUUUAAAUCAUAUUUGGUUUUGGUCUAUUCAUUACAUCAAAAUAAUGACCACAUGAGUUGAAUUAUAAGAAAUGACCCUGUGAGUGGUUCAAAAUUAAUGCUACACUGUCUUUAUUUAAGUCAUCUCUCAUAGUCUCGCUAACCUACAUAAAGUGUGCAGCUUUAAUUAGGUAUUUAAAAAAAUUUUUUUUUUACUAUUCCUGUUAACUUACUGAUAAAAAAGUAAAUGCUAUUAAUUUAAAGCAAAACAGACCAAGUCAUAGGUAACAUUUUUUUUUUUAUCUUCCAGGUAUCUGAGCUUGAUAGAAGAAUCUCUGACCUUGAGGAGAGCUAUAACUCUCGUAUUCGAGAGCUACGUCAUGAUUACUUGAUGAGAAGGUCAGACCUGCAACGAAAUCUUCUUCUCUGUAUCUCACCCUCCCACUUAAACAUUUUAUCAUUAGAAAGUUAUACAAUUUUUUGUUUCCAUGUUCAGUAUUAUUAAUUCUCUAAAUAAGCCUUUAGAGGCGCUCUUCCCCCACCCUCUUUACACACACUUUUAGAAAAGCUGAAUAAGCAUUAUUUGAAACCUGUAACAUUAGCCUUAAUGUGCAAUUUCCUUUGAAUCUACAUUCAAAUGUUCAUUUCUUGCAGUGUUUCCUUGUCUAGCUGUAAUUAACAUGCAUAAGGUGCCUAAAUAAUUUCCGUGCCAAUUGUUGAUGGAGCAAUUUGUAAAAGGAAUAUUGGCUAGGCCAAGAAUGCAAUAGACGAACUUCUUUUUUGUGUAUGGGAAUGGAUAGGAUGCUUUUUUUGUAAAAAAAAAGAAACAUUGAUAAGGGUUCACCGGCGUAUUAUUGAAAGAAACCCCUCAGAAGGCUUGUCAUUCUUUCAGAAUCCAAAGCAGUCGUGAAAGACGGCGCCCGGUCAACAACAGCCCUUACUUCCGCCGGUAUUCUGCCCGGUUGAGAGAAUCUCUCAGGGGCAGGGAGAGGGCGAGCUCAUCGCUGGAAUGUAGCACUAGCUCGGCGCCCGAUGUCCAUUCUAGAAGUGGGUCGUCGCGACCUGUCGAUGGUAGCGGUGAUGGUAAGUAUGUUGUUUUUUUUUUUUUGGUUUAUUAAAAAAGUAUCUACGUUAACUAGAAGUUUGGGUAGAGAUGGAGGUUACUUCGAUGCUAACACGUCCCAUCUGAAUGUGAGAUCUUGGUUAUAAAUAUGUUUUCCUUACACAUCACAUCUGGAUGUGAAAGUUUGCUUACUAUUAUGUUUUGCUUACAUAUCACAUCUGGAUGUGAGAACUUGUUUAUACAUAUGCUUACCUAUCACAUCUGGAUGUGAGAACUUGUUUAUACAUAUGCUUACAUAUCACAUCUGGAUGUGAGAACUUGUUUAUACAUAUGUUUUGCUUACACAUCACAUCUAAAUGUGAAAACUUGUGUGUAAGUUUGUUUUUAAAUGAAACAAAAGUGUGUGGGCUUUAUAUUUAAACUGAUGAUCAUUCAAGUCUGCUACCGGGUGCAGCAGCUUGUAUACAAUAAUCUUAUUAAGAUUACUCUUGUUACACAAUGUAAUCCUGGAAUUCUACCUAAAACUGCAUUGAUUAACUACCAGGUACCACUGUUUCAUUAAUUUAAAUACGUUCACUAUAACUGGUAUGAAAAUGAUCUUUCUUGUAAGUUUUUUCAGUGAAUGAACUAUUGCCACUGAGUUUUAAUUGUGUGUAUGUCUCCCAGGUGUUGAACUCUAAGAUUAUCGGGACUAAUUUUGAGCCAUAUUUAUUGUUCUCAUCCAUUAGCUCCUCCAGUCCGUCCUAGAAGUGGUCAGUUACUAGAGUGCCUGGUCAGACGAGACACAAGUCUUCCAACGACAUCACAAAGGUUGUUCUCAAGCUUCUACCAAGACAGUUUGUUCAAUAUUAAUGUUCAAAGAGGACACAACGGCAUAUCCGUAACCAUCAUUUAAAAUUUUAUCAGUACAUAGGGGUCAAAGAAUGUUAAAUUUUUGUAAUUUUGAAGAAGAAUAAAAUUUGAAAUGGAACUUCUUUUUUUUUCCCACUCCCCAGAUCUGCGCGAGCCUCUGAAAUGCCAGCAUCGGUGACCAUUAGACCGGCCAGGGAAGAGGAUAAUGAAGACAGCGGCCAGAGAUAUUAUUUAAACCUGCACCACGCCCACUUGCACCCUGACUACUCCAGCAGUAUUCUAGAUGACACCAUCAACCGACCCACCGACACUGUGCAGAGAAUCAUGAACCGAACCAUAGCUGGUAAAAAAAACAAAAUAACCCAACUCUAAAAGCAUUUCCCCCUCUAAAAGCAUUUCCCGCUCUCUUCAUUCAGUUGUGUACCAUUUUUGUGAAAAAAUUCAUGGUUUGACAUGAGAAGGUUUAUUCCGGGGGGGGGGGGGGCAAGAAUGAAAACCCAUCUGCCCAAGGUCAUUUUUUAAGCCAUGUGAAUUUUAGAGAGGGGGUUAAAAAAAGUAACGCGGGUUGGUUAAAGAGCCAAAAUAAAAGACAUUUUUUCCCCAGGUCAAGAAUGAAAACCCAUCUGACCAAGGUCAUUUUGUAAGCCAUGUGAAUUUUAGAGAGAGGGUUAAAUAAAGUCAAGCCGGUUGGAUUAAGAGCUCAAAUUAAAGGCAUUUUUUCCCCCAAAUGAUAUUGACAAAUCUCAUCACUCGUAACUCGGACAUCAUCUGAAACUUAUUAAAUUGGAAUCAAAUUAUACAAAAAUUAUGGUUUCAAUUAAAUAAGGAAAGUAUUACCCACAAUGUAUCAUUAUAUUCUCAUUCAAAAUGAAAAAUCCUAUCUGUUUUGGAAUAUGCUCCAGUUUUUUGUCUUUUUUUCUUUUUAAAGCUAGCAAUAAGUCACCCAUACACACAUUAAUAUGAUAUCUAUGAGCAUAAAAUGUGAAUGUUGAGAAUUUUAAAAAAAAUUUUUUUUUACAGUGAUAAAAUAUUUUCAUGUGUGAUCACAAUGUUGCCAUUUUUUAAAAUAUUUACUUACUGCUUAGAUGUGAUGGUACCAGGGUGUUACCAUUCAAAGAGAGGUCCGCUGGGACGAGCAUAUUAACAAUGUAUGUAACCAAGCAAACAAGACCCUGGCGUUCUUAAGGCAUAAUCUAAAUAUUGGCAACUCCUGUGUGAAAGAAAGAGCAUAUAAAGCCUUUGACCGUCAGAUUUUAGAUUAUGCAUCUUCAGUCUGGGACCCCUUUACCCAGAACAGCAUUGACAGUUUGGAGGCGGUCCAGCGAUGGGCAGCACGCUUUGUCCUGAACCGCUGCAGGAAUACCUCUAGUGUUGGCAGAAUGCUGGAAACAUUAGGCUGGUCUCCAUUGGAGGAACGACGACGACAAUGCAGGCUCUCCAUGAUGUACAAGAUAAAUAAUGGGCUGGUCCACUGUUCCAGAAUUAAACAGAAACUCGUCCCUCUCCCCCAUAGACGAGGCCAUGACGGGCAAUUCCGGCUCAUACCAGCAAGAAGCCAGUAUAGGAACUGCUCAUUCCUGCCCAAGACAAUCAGGGACUGGAACAAGCUGUCAAAGGGAACAGUUGAGGCGACAACACUAGACUCAUUUGUGUCUAUUGCCUCAAGCCUUCAAACCCCCAGUGCAUGAUUCCUUCACAAAGUGGCACUUGCAAUCAGUGAAAUAUCCUCGUCAACUCCAGGCACAGAAACAUUGCAAAUCCCCUCUACAUGCAUCGGAGCCAAAAUGAUCAAUAAAUUGAUCAUGGGCCCUUAAUUUAUAGAAGAAGAUAAGCAAAUUUCUUUGUGUUCUAAUAAUUGUUUGAUAUGAACUGUCCAUUAGUGAUUCACUGUGCUUGAUAUGAACUGUCCAUUGAUUAUUUGCUCUGCUUGAUAUAAACUGUCCAUUUGGCAAAUUGCCCUGUUUGAUAUGAAUUAGUGAAUAGCUCUGUUUGAUACGAAGUGUCCAUUGCUGUUUUGCUCUAUUUGAUAUGAAAUGUGGCAUUGCUCUGUUUGAUUCUGUCAAUUGGUGAAUUGCUCAGUCUGAUAGGAAAUGUCCAUUGAUGAAUCAUUCUAUUUGAUAUGCACUGUCCAUUUGGUGAAUUGCUCUGUUUAAUAUGGUAUAAUAAUUAAAGGACAGGACAAUAAGAUUUAAACGCUUCGGCAUAGAAAGCCUUCUUCAGCGCACAGGACAAAUGAAAAUAUCACAAGGAGCAGAGCACAGUAAACAAUUCAAGAAAUAUCCAUUGUUUUUUUUUUAAUAUGUAGUGUCAAUUUGUGAGUUACUCAGUUUGAUAUGAAAUGUUCAUUGGUAAAUCGUUCUAUAUUAUAUGGAGUGUCCAUUGGUGAAUCUCUCUGCUUGAUAUAAACUGUCCAUUUGGUGAAUUGCUCUGUUUGAUAUGAACUACCCAUUAGCAUACCUGUUUACUCUUACGAUUUUGGCGUACAAUGUACGAUUUUGAGAUGUAUUCAUUAUAUAUACUGCAUGUUUAUUUUUUACUACUAAGAUAAUGCAUUGAACGAUUUUGUGAUGAUAUUGUACGAUUUUAAGGGUAAACAGGUCUGCAUUAGUGAAUCACUCUGUUAUGCCCAGCCUUCCUACCAUAUCAAUUUUAUUCCAUAAGUUCAAUUUUUCAUAGCUUGUGGUUACACUAUGGAUUUGCAGGUGCUUUCCUGACCAGGGAUGACCAAGCAGUUGCCAGUAACAUUGUUCCUCAGACCCACAGGAUCCAGAGGUGGGAUGUGUCCAAGUGUGUUGUUCCCGAUAUAACCAAUGGUGAGUGGGAUGGUAUCUGUAUGGUCUGUGUCCACUUAGUCUGAUCGCAGAUGGCAAACUGAGCCUGAUAUAACCAAUGGUGAGUGGGAUGGUAUCUAAUGUGUGGUCUGUGUCCACUUAGUCUGAUCGCAGAUGGCAAACUGAGCCUGAUAUAACCAAUGGUGAGUGGGAUGGUAUCUAAUGUGUGGUCUGUGUCCUCUUAGUCUGAUCGCAGAUGGCAAACUGAGCCUGAUAUAAUAGUGGCGAGUGCGUUUUUAUAGAAUCUUGACCCAAUAAGGGAGAUCACUGAUAUUAUUUGGGCCUGAUAAAAAGUUUUACUAGAUUUUUUUUUUUUAGCUAUAGAAACUUAAAAUGAUGUUGCUAUGAAGACACAGAUUUUGAGACAUCCCCUUUUUUAGAAUGCCCGCAUUUUUAUUAGCCUUGUGAUAUGUGGCUUCAUCAUGUAAAUUUAUCAGUGAUGUAGCUUUAUCUUUUGAGAAAUAUUGGAAUGCGACAUUUGUAAAAGUUCCUUUUGUAUGUUAUGUUAUUCUAAAACUGUAUUUGUCUGCUUCAGUUGGCUUGGACUAAAUCAUUAAACUCCUCUGAUGAUAUUUCCCUAUUUUCUUUAAUAUAGCAUCCAUCAAUAUCGUUGUAAAGCACUGCAAACUCCACAAUGAUGCCAGCUGUGACCUCUCCAAGGACGGGACAUUCCUGGCCACUUUUGUACCAAGUCACAGGGGUUUCCCAGAUGACAACAUACUGGGUGUCUUCUCUUUGAGGAAGGAAUCUCUGGCUCAUUGCCUGUAUACAAAGAGCUUUGGUAAGAUUUGCCGAGAACAUUGCUUUUUAAUCACUGACUUGUAUCAAGGAUGCCCUUAGCUCUUUGGGUACAGUCUGUGGCCAACGCUGUUCAUUUAUAUAUUUAAACACUGUGGACGCCGUGCAUCUUUCUUUUUCUCAUUUUUUGUUGUUUCAUAAACAUACUAGUAUAAAAACUGAGCUACUGCUACGGCACAACAUGAGAUUUAGAAUGCUUCGUUCAAUAACAAAAUCGCCUAGGUUGUUGUUUUUUUGUUUUGUUUUUUACGACAGCUGGUAAUGCUCCUCAGCUCAACUAGUUAGAUAUCAAUUGUCUUAUUAAGUGUUUUAUAGACCACCUCCCUAUUGCACCAUCUGAAAUUUGUAAAGAGUAAAAUACAAAGCAAAGCAGGAUUGUUUGUGUCCGAAUUGAAUUGCUAAAGUGAUUCAUCUCAUUAACCCUCUGGAGACGUAAGGGCCGAUCUAUCGGCCCGAGGUACACUAGCGAGAAAGACGUCAAGUCCGAGCCGUCGGCCUGAUAGAUCGAGCCUCACGAUUGGCUGGCUUGGCGUUGUACCAGCGAAUCAAAAUUAUUCACACGUAUUCCUGCACAUCCCGGCAUUGUAAUGGCGGCGUUCAUUGAAGGUGAACUCAAUUUAUUUGUUUGCAGGAAUUUUUGUGUGUGUGUGUAGUUACAUCGUGAAUUUCGAACAUGUCUGACAGUGAUCAAACUGUGCUUAGUAAUUUUGAUAUUCUAGCAGUGAAUUUGACACUGAAACUGCUGAAAACAACCAGGGAAUUAAUGAAGACUUUCAAAUUGAGGGUAAUGCUAAUGUUGUGAACUCUUGGUUUAGUAUUACUAGUAUUAGGGGUCCUCAAAUGGACAGAGAUGACCCCUCUGAAUUUUUAGACAACAUAAGUCCUAUAAAUAAGUCAUAAGCACCCCAUUUGAGUAUUUUAUGCUAUUUUUUACACUAAAUAUCACUCAAGUGUUAAUGAGAGAGACCAAUUGAUAUGCAGACACAUUUGUCAGUAACAUUCAGCUUAAGAGAAGGUCCCUAGGUCAUAAAUGGGGGCCUGUUACAGUGUGUCUGUAACAACUGAAAAAUAGGGGGUGGGGGUGGGAAAGGAGUAGAACCAUGUGCCAGAGGUGUCUGAAGGGCCUUCAUGGGCCCUUUUCCCCCAAAAAAUAAGUAUUAGGACUUAUUCAGGCUUCAUCCAUCAAAAAAUUCACACAAUUGAUACAAGUAAGUCAUGUUUAUUCCAGGUGUAACAAAAAAUUACACGCAUAAAUUAUGCAAAUAAGGGUACCUCAUUUGCAUAAAUUUUGAUAUGUCAGUUUGAUUCAUAAAGAUUGUAUUAGUUCAUUCAAUUUCCUACAAGAAUAUAUAUGGUUUUACAUAUAUUAAGGGAAUAGUUUAUUUUUUAUAAAUUUUUUUGCAAUGCAAGUCUCGAGCUCGUAAAAAUUGCUCCGUCUUUUUGGCACAUACACCCCGAAAAGGCUCCGUCUCCAGAGGGUUAAGACUGAAACAAGGUUGUUUUUUGCUGCGUAGGCUUCUGGUUUGUUAUUUUAAGAAAUGCUAAUGAUUUUUAGUGCUAAAAGCGCACAGCACAGAUGGCGAUGGGGAUGUUAUUUAAAGAAUACAAAUUGACAUUUUAAAAAAAAAAAAAAAUUUUCUGGUAUCCAUCCAUCACAAGGUGACGAUGGUAUAGACUUCAGUGGAUAAAAUCCACAAGGCCUGGGAUUAUUCGUUUUAGGAUUAUAAGCUGGUAUUCUACAGAGCAAAUUGCCUCUCUCUCGAGGCCACUGGAUAAUCCAAAAGAACAUCAUGUGGAUGAUACAGCUUUCAUUGUGUCAUUUGGAAUGUUUCAUGGUGUCAAUGUUAUCUGCCUAUGGGAUGCCAUAUCCGAGUUUGAAUUAAGAGUUUCCCUUUCUUAGAUGAGUUGCCAUCCAAGGUAUACCAGUCCCAUUCACCCUGGCUGCUGCUGAUGUAUUUGCUUGGCUUUGGUGGGGAUUGAACUUGAGAUUGACUCGGCUUAGACCAUUUGACCACUCGGCACCCAAAUCGACAUUUACCAUAAAGGUUGAUAUUGAAAAAUGUUUAUUAUAUUUGACAGGCCCAAAUGCCAUUUCAGUGAGCAUCUCUCCAGAAAAUCGCUACGUCAUGGUGGGAUUAGCCGCUAAAAGGCUGUUCUUCUUUUCUGUCAACCAAAUGGUGGCCCAAGUGUACAGACUGGCUAAGGAGAAGGCUGGAGAAAGCUCUAUGCGGGUAACUAGCAGGAUGACACAUGACAAUUAGUUUAGACUUUAGGAUGAGACAUAAUCAGAAACUUGUGUACUUUACAGAAAUAAUCUGACACUUACGUACUAAACAGAAAAAAAUGAGUUACCUGAAAGAGUUUUAAAAGCAAAUAAUCCGAUGUGUCUUUUUUGUAACAAGCCUAGCCUAUGUCUAAUAUAAAAUUAUAAAUUUGUCAAUUUUUUGUGUAUUUGCAAACAAUUUGAAAGGAUUGACAAUGCUCAAGUUGUAAAUUGUCUCACUAUACAUUAACUAUAAUAAAUUUAAUCAACGGGUAACUCCAAGAGUCAAAUAGAGUUCAAAGACCCAUGUUUCAUUCUCAUCUAUAAUGUUUUACGUGCAGCAUGUCACCGACUUGUUUCACCCGUGUAACCAAGACAGCCGAAACCAUGUCAGUGUCAACUCUGCGCGCUGGCUGCCUGGAGUUGGGGAAGGUAUGGUGUACGGUACCAACAGGGGAGAUCUGCACUUCUGCCGACCUGGGUGAGUGGUUAGUUUGAUAGGUACCAAGGGUGUUACAGGUGAUCACAAACAUAAUUAGUUUCACGCGUACCAUAGGUGUUACAGGUGAUCACAAACAUAAUUAGUCUCACAGUCUGGUACCGUAGGUGUUACAGGUGAUCACAAACAUAAUUACCAUAUGUACUGUUACAAACUUCUUCGUAACUUCAAAUGUUACGACCUUAAUUUAAUAAGCUGAGGCCUUCAUCAAAUGUCGCGGCCUUCUUACGUUGUCUCCAGUUGCGACCUUCUCAAUACUUGACAUGUUAGGAUUUUCGUCCUUACACUUCAACACAUCGUCCAGUAGUUACGUUUACUGCACUGUCAGCAGACUCCACGUUGUCUAGGGGUUUACAACACUUUCUUCAUAUCUAUAUAUACAUCACAACUCCAGCAUGGAAAUACAACAGUUCUUUAUUUACAGGAUCCAAUAGCAAUUCACAGUGACGAAUUUCAACAGCGAUAAUACUAACUUUCUAACUACUGUCUCGGCUGGACUCUCUAACUACCUCUGACUGUAUAACACUCUCCCUGUCUCUCACUGACCCGGACUCUUACUAACUCUAAACUCUAGCCAACACACAUCCCUUUUAUAUAACCAAACAACAACUCAGCCUACACAAACGUGCCACACCACGGACUAACCUCACGCUCUGACCUCUCGACCACAACUCACAAAACACUCCCACGAUCCACAACUCCCCCUUCCCAACACUCACAACAACUCUCGCUCACAACAUUCCUCCCCCCUUUCGUUGACAUCACUCACAGUAGUGAUGUCACACUCCAAAAUGACAUCACAAAAUUGUAAUAGCCAACAAUGAACAGUUUUAUCCCUAGAAUUCCAAUAUCAAGUACAACUCACAACAACUCUCGCUCACAACAUUACAAUGGUACUCAUAGUGUUAACUACACACUCGGCAAAAGAUCCUAAAAUAAAAUUACAUCAACAUCAAAAUAAACAAUAACCAUUCCCUUUUCUCAAAAAAUAAAACAUGACACACCAAAAAAUUUGACCAAAGAUAAGGGAGAAAAAAAAAUUGUCAACAUCUGUAAUCCUAUGGACAGCCAUUAAUUGUCCCGCCAGUUAGUACACUCAAUGAGGGCGGGAUAUUCCGCUUGUCUGUCGCUUUCCAAAAAGCGUGCAGAUUUCUCCCCUCGCUCACAACAUUGUCUACAAACAUUACUUCUCUCCCCUGGCUUAACAUGUCAGCCCCUACAAGCAAUUUGAAUAACACUUUACAAGGCAAAAAGUUACACAAAAAUUCAAAACACAUCGUCCAAGUCAAACGUUCACAUAACCCAGUGAAACUAAAUUUACAAUCCUCACCUCCCAACUCAUGGCAAAACCUCUCAACAAAAUGAAAACCCUCAAUACGUUCAAAGCUUGAGCGCUCCCGGCUCUCAUCACAUAAUACACCAAUUUUAUAAUACACAUCAAAAACAAAAUCAAAACAUCCCCCACCUAAACCCACAUGACAUAAUUUAUGAAAAACAUUAUUUCUAUCCUCUGGUCCCACAUCAGGACAAAAGGUCACGUCCUCCACGGACUCAAAGUGACAACGGUCAACGACAAGACUGUCUGAGUCUAAACCAGACCUGCUACUACACUGGCUCUCGCACCUCGAGCAACCAGUGACACCUCCUGACUCGGCGUGUGGACUACGACCCUCGUAGCUCCAUCUGAAGUCAUUACCGAUGACUUCGACUUUGUUCACCCUACGUCCCCCUCUCGGGACUGCCCUUGACAAGUUCACGACCUCCACGUCGUGCUCACCGUAACUUGCCCAGGUUCUGACACAGUCAAACUCACAAAAUACACUUUCGUCAAUAAUUGCCUCUUGCAUUAAAUCAAAAUCUCUUUUCAGUAAAAAAUUUACAUUUCUCUGUUGUACAUUAAACGACUCUUGUAAAUUAUAAGUAUAAGCAAAAGCUGCAUCAAAAUCAUCUUGUCCAUCAAGACAGCCACCAUUACCUAAAUGUGGAACAUCACUAACACUAUUACUAACGUGUGGAACAUCCAUACCAAAAUCACCCCGUGAAGCCAUAUCCCUGUGCUCACACACAACACCCGUACCAAAAAACUCUAUUUCCCCUUGUACUUCUACAUCGUGUGCUUCAACUAUACUGACCUCCUCCCUCGAAACUAAAAAAAACUCCUCGCCCCUACACUUAGUUAUGUUUGCCCUCAUUUCAUCAGGAUAGUUGAUCUCUUCCAGAAAAUCUGACAUUUUCUCAGUGAACUCAUUUUCCUCCGCUAACAAAAUAACUCUUUCCUUAUCAUUUUCCCAAGUUUCCAAUUUAUCCAACGGAACAAUCCCCCUCUUAUCUGCCCCUGUGUCUUCAAAAUACUCUUCAACUAUUCCUAACUGAAAAAAUUCCCAUUCAUCAUUUCUCCUAUUGUCCCCCUUCUCAGUUUUAAUUUUGUUAUCCGCCAUCUCUAUCCACGACUUGCUCUCCUUGCACCAUCUCUGGACAUCACCUCUACUAUUGACCUCAUUUAUUUUUUUCCCUUCUGUCAUGUAAUUACUAUCCUCUCUUUCCCCUUCUGACCAGUCAUUUCUAUCGUACGGAUCUAAACAAUUUUUACUAACUACCCUGUCUAUUCUAUUCUCUUCAACAAAGUCAGUACUAUUCUGUUCUAUCUCCUUUUCCUUGCCUAACGAAAUACCUUGACGGUCCUCAACUUCUACUAAAGACUCCCCAGUUUCCUUAACGUUAUUUCUACCUAUCCUAGCCACAGGUCUCCCAGCCCUUUCUCCUUCUCUACACCACGCCUCAAACUCGGCCUCUUGCUUCUUUAUUAGGUUCCUUUUCCACUCUCGUUUUUCCCGUGCUAUUUUCUCAUCUAGCUGUGCCAAUUCUUCGGCUCGCUGUCUACCAAGUUUUGCCAUUGCUAACUCGUGAGCAUGUUCUUUAUCACGCUCACGUUCUUCCCUCUCCAGCUGACGUUCCCGAUCUUCCCUCUCUUCGGUUAACCUUUUUUCUAUCCACUGAGUGAUGGCUUCAUCUUUAUAGCCUAUCGCCUCUGCCUCCUCCCUGAGCUCUAACACUCUACUUUUCUUCCCACUCCUUGUUUCCAUUUUGAAAUAAUCUUAAAGCCCUCAAUAGUAGUAUAAGCAAUGUUAAAAAAAAUACAUCAAUCUUAUACAGCAACAAAUGUAAACUAUACUAAUUACCCGGUCUUGAUCUUGGGUCCCAACGUAGCUGACAUGCGUAGGCGUACAAUCGCAGUAGGGUACAUUCAACACGGGUACAGUACUAGUGUCAGUGUUACAGCAGUGUCGCAACAAGCAGGGUACGACAACCUCACAGGAUACGGUAACACAGGAUACGGCAACACAGGAUACGGCAACACGGUAUGGCAACACAGGAUACGGCAACACAGGGUACGGCAACACAGGGUUGGCAACAGUAGGGUAAGGCGACCAACAAGGUAUGGUAGCCAGCAGGGUCAGCAAAACAGGUUACAGCAACCAGGCAACCACACAGGAUACGGCAAAACACUUGAUCUGACAAAACAAAGGCAACCACACUGGAUAAGGUAGCCACAGGAUACGGCAACACCACAGUAUACGGCAACACCACAGUAUACGGCAACACCACAGUAUACGGCAACACCACAGGGUACGGCAACCACACAGUAUACGGCAACACCACAGGGUACGGCAACCACACAGGAUACGGCAAUCAGCAGGGUUGGCAACCAGCAGGGUUGGCAAUUCACAGUGACGACGUUCAAUAGCGAUAAUACUAACUCUCUAACUACUGUCUCGGCUGGACUCUCUAACUACCUGUGACUGUCUAACACUCUCCCUGUCUCUCACUGACCCGGACUCUUACUAACUCUGAACUCUAGCCAACACACAUCCCUUUUAUAUAACCACACAACAACUCAGCCUACACAAACGUGCCACACCACGGACUAACCUCACGCUCUGACCUCUCGACCACAACUCACAAAACACUCCCACGAUCCACAACUCCCCCUUCCCAACACUCACAACAACUCUCGCUCACAACAUGUACCAAUGAUAUCAAACGUGAUUCAAUUAAGCCAAAGUAGUUAUAUCUUACAAGUUACGAGGAUUAAGAAAAAAUAAAAUUGGUUAAUAAUAAUAUAGCAGAAUAAAUAAAAUUUUAUCAUAAAAAACUACUCCGAAAAGACUAUAUAAUAAAUGUGAGAACCAUCAAUUUUAAUAAUUUAUUCAAAUACAUCGAUACAUAAGGGAAAAUAAUAAAUUGUAGAAGGGCAGAUGAAAGCUGGCAUUGAAUGUUAUAGAGAUCGAUAGACUUAAAGCUUGAUCCCUUUUUAUACUCAUAUAUAAAGGUCCUGCACUACUAUUGUCAACGUAAAUGGUCUCUAGCUAGUACUUAAAUGUUUAACAGUUAACUAUCUGAGGAGAAAACUAUUUCUGUGUAUCACUGAGCUCCACACAAACAUUUUUCUCCCGUUUCCAUUAGCUCUAAAAAACCGUCCACGUCACGGCCCUUUUAAAAUGAGUUGCAAUAUCGUCUCCAGAUCUCGAAAAGUCCAUGAACGAGAUUCGCCCAAACCAAGGGGGCCCCACAGCGGACUUGAAUCCAUGAUCAGACUCCAUAGAAAUCAUUCAGCCCACAACAGUAUUGCCACCCAGACGACCACCGUCAGCAUCAGACGCAGCGCCAGCACACAGACGUCCAGAGAUGAUGAUCAUGAUCUAUGACGGUGUCCGUGGACAUGGAAGAAGUUUUUAAAAUCAUUGACAAAUAGGCCAGCAGGACAUGGUGAGAAUAGUGGGGAACUUGUGUAGAGUUUGAAGCCGUGGGUGCAAAGGUGAACUGCUCCUGUGUAGAUAGUCUAAAUAAAUUAACUGUGAUGACAACCAAAAUAUGUGCUUUCAUCUGUGCUACCUUUGCCCAGCGCCCCCCUUACCAAUUUGUGAAGUUUCCUGUCAGAAUUCAUGGACUCUGUUAAACGUGUAGUUUUCAGUUGGCCAUCCUUGUGUCUGGUUCAAUCGACUCUUGUGAUGCCGUCAUUACUGUGGGGGCUGUUCUGAUUUGGAGACUAGUUUACAAAAAACUGUAAUUAGAUAUUACUGAUGAUGUUUUUACGAUGUGCAUAGGUAAGGGUGUUAAGAAAAGAAAAAAAGACUACCAUUUUUCUAACUUAAUUUUUCCUUUACAUUUUCAAGGUGAUAUAUUUGAUGUGACAUUUGUAUUUCAUAGAAAUAAUCCAGUCUCUAUCAGCUGAUAUUUAAUUUAUUCUUUCAAAGUCCAUUUCACAAUACAAGUUUAAUUUUUAUCAAUGGGGGAUAAGGUUUUGUUAAGCACAUGCAAUGGAUGUUUUCUAAAUGAGUGCAAGUCUUGUAAAGGACUAUUUUUUGUUAAAACUGUGAUUCUUAGAUGCGAAUGUGUUACAAGUAGAGCAGCCAUAGCUUUGCUGGUAUGGUAGAUUUAUUUUUUUUAAAUAGCAGCAAAAUGAAUUAUAGCACCAAAAGUGCUGACGUACCUGGUUCACAGUAAAAUUUGGCUUUCCUUUUUUUUUUAUUGUAAGAUAAUUUUUUUUUUCCAUUUGCUGUUAAAUGUUAUGUUUUGUAUUUUGAGAUUGCCCUAUAAUUAUUGAAACUCGCACAAUGAAAUAACCUAACUGGAUCCAAUCUGUACAUACCGAAAACAUGUUUCAUGUUUAGUUAUGCUAAACACUGUGCUGGGUAUUUUAAAGAGUUAUUUGAGUGAAUCAACAUUGGCUGAUACCAUAACUCCACGCAUCAUGAUGUACAUAUUCAUGCUAUCCACCCAACUCCUUUCUGUGUGUAGAUAUGUAAUUCACUCACUGAGCACAAAAGAAUGUACAUGAGAUGAAGUGUUUGGAUGAUCAUGAUUGAAUAGCAAGAUAUAUUUAUAACAUCACAGAUUGAAAUAUUAUUCUCAAGUAUUUUGAUAAACCUGAUGAGCUUACGUAUCCAAACUCAGCCACCACAUUGCACAC